Molecule: messenger RNA, 402 nt
Organism: Eruca vesicaria subsp. sativa (arugula)
Lineage: Eukaryota; Viridiplantae; Streptophyta; Magnoliopsida; Brassicales; Brassicaceae
Source: the annotation of a GenBank genome assembly
AUGGAUCUCUUAUGGGCUGUCUUAUACGCCAGUGUCGUGGCUGUAGAGAUCAUAUUUGUCCUCUUGGUUAUCAUCUUGACGAUGCUCGGACUACACCUUCUCCGCAUGUUUUUGACCGCCGUCACGGGUAAUAAUUCCAAACCGUUAGAGGCCUCAAGUCAGGUGGAAGAAGAGCAAAAGUACGAUACAUCUAAUAAGAUUCUAAGUGAUGUAACCGAGAUUAGAUCAAAGAUUUCACAAAUUGAGCUUGAUGUUCUGAAAAUUAAGCAAGCGGUUUCUGUUUUACAAGUGAAGAUUGAAAGUCUCGAAAGCAAACAGGAUGCGACUCUCUCCGAACUAAGCAGGGGUGUUCUUGGACCCUGCUUAAAAAUGAAACCUUGGCCCUGGGAACUCGAUUUUUGA